CUUUCCAUGAGUCUAAAUUGACUAACUGUGAUUUUCUAUUUUAAGAGUAGCAAUAUUUAUUGCAUCAACUGGAAACCGUUGGAAAGAAAUCUUUUAUCAAGUUUCUUACAUAUAUUUAUAAUAACUAGUGAGAAGUGUGAAUCUUUUACGUAGUUUACAAGACAAUCAACGACUGCUGCAAGGGCAUAAUCGCAAUCAGUAAUUCCGACUUCUGCUUAUUCUUCUUGUUGGAUCAGCGAAUCAAGUUUUGCCUUAAUCUCCGCGACCUUAUUAACUUUCUCCUACUUUUACAUAUUUUUAAAAUCAGAAACAGUGACUAAAACGUUUGGAGUGUUUUAUUCAAUAAUUGUGCAAUUUGCGAACUCUGGCGGUUUCAAGUUACUGUAACUUGCACAGAGGUUGUAUAACUGAAGAAAUGUUAGCGUAGCAGGGUGUUCAUUUGAUCCAGCUGCUUGCCGAAUGGCGCCAAAAAAUUAAUGAAAUAAACAAAUAAUCGCGAAUGUUAUUGGAGCAAAGCAUCAAGGUUGCAAUGAUUAUACCUCCAAUGCAUCUUGAUUAAUUUUUCCGGUUAAAAGGUAUUCGAAUUGAAAUUUGUCUCGUAUGUAAAUGCACAUUUCAAUAGACAACUCCAAAGUAACGCAAAGCCCUUCCGCAGAGCUAUCGCUUAGGAAUUCAUGCUCGGUUAUGGCGCGUUCAACCUUGUUGGACUCCUAUUCGUUUAACCAGAGUAAAGAUUUCAGCACCUAGCCAGAUUUAUAGAAUAUUUAUAUUACAAUCUGACAGGACUUGUGUCAGUGUUUUACUAUAUAAAAAUAACAAUAUUCAUAACCUAUUCAUCUCUGUCUAGAAUAAUACCGGAAAAAAAAGUGACAACAAACGACAAACAGAAUACUUCGAUUUAAAAUAGGUUAUGGUUGGAAGUAGAUGAAAUAAACCGGGUGAUUGCGCAUGCGUACAAACAGGCUCUCCGACGCCAGUGCCUCAUAUUCCGAACUAAAAUCUGGAAUCUCAACCGGCACGUUCAUUUUUGCUAAGUGCCCAGCAGUGCUCAGACCUGUAUACAUAUAAGACCAUGGACGGGGAUAACCAAAGUGAAGACGGAGAAAUUAAGAAAAGCCCAACAAAAGAUAUGGAUGAAUUUAGCUUUUCUGAGGAAGAUGGAGCCGAUACUGCUGAUUCACUCGAUAUUAAACCACCACAAGCCGUAAUUCGCCACCGUAAGAUAACUUCCUCCCAUAGACGGGAAAAGCACAGUGAGCGUCACGAGCGCAGGGAAGAGAAAGAACGCAAAUCGCGACAUCACGAAAGAACUGAAGAACGGCACCGUGAUAAACACAGACACAGAAGACACAUAGAAGGCAUGGAACGUUCAGAUCGUUCAGAUGGUUCCAAACGAGAGAGAGAUAGAGUUGAACGUAUGGAAGGUCAUGGCAGAGAACGUGAAUCCAGACAUGAAAGAAAAGAGAGAAAUGCUGGAGAUCGUGUCCUAGAAGAAGAUUUGAGAGAACGUAUUUCAGUUCAUUAUAAUAAUUCCAGGCUACUGGAUAAACGAAGAGAAAGGCGAGAAGAUCCUCGAGAAAUGCGAGAAUCCAGAAGGGAUGAAUCUAGAGAAAUUCGCGACACGCGUGAAUUUCGAGAAAUACGAGAACGACGUGAGAUCCGGAUUGACGAAAUGCGAGAUCGAAGAGAAAUACGAGUAGAAGAUCGUAGACACAUUCGUGUUAUCGAAGAGCAAUACUCAGAAACAGAGAUAAUAGAACGUCCUGAACGAGAAAAGAGGCACAAAAGGUCUCACAAGCAUGAAAGAACAAGGGAUCGUGAGCACCGUGAUAAAAUUGAGCGAGAAAGAGAACAUCGCGAGAAACAAUUGCGCGAAGCUAUGGACGUUGUUGAGGAACCUGAAGACAUUGAUGAAAUGGAAGUAGAGUCUACGAUUCAGACAAAAGAUCCUAAGGAGAUGAGUGAACAGGAGCUUCGUAAGGAAAGUAAUGAACUGUCCCUCUUGCCAUUGUACCAAAGGUUACUAGAGGCUGACAGAGAAAUGGCAAGAAGAAAAGAAGUCUCAAGAAUGGAGUUAGAAGCUAGAAGACUGAAAAGAGGUGAGAAGAGAUCUCACAGUCCCGAUCCAAGUCAGGAUCCUUCUAUCGUUGAGUUAUCUGAUGAUAGUCCUAGCCCUAUUCAUUCAGAUGAGGUCCGCUCAAAGUCUAUUGAGUCUCAACAUUCGUCAGAGGAGCGUAGAAGUGCGAGGGAAAGAUCAUCUGAGCGAUCAGAUUCGUCAGAUUCUAGUAGUGAUGAAGACGAAGACUCAAACGAGUCGAACAAAGGGUCAAAUGAAGAGUCGGUUGAUGGCUCAGAUUAUAAUAACCCAAGUCCAUUGUCCGUAGACAGGCUAGCAAAAUCUGAUCAUUCCGAUGGUGAUUCACCAGGUCGUAUUGAUUCGAAUGGCGCUGCUAAGGAUGUGGAAGAAUCGGAAAAGAAAGAAGAGGAGGAAACGGAACCGGUGCUACCACCGUAUUUACCAGCCAUUCAAGGAUGUAGAAGCGUCGAAGAGUUCCAAUGCCUAAAUCGAAUUGAAGAGGGAACUUAUGGUGUCGUCUAUCGAGCUCGCGAUAAACGUACCGAAGAGAUUGUUGCUUUAAAACGUUUGAAAAUGGAGAAGGAGAAAGAAGGCUUUCCAAUAACCAGUUUAAGGGAAAUAAAUACCUUGUUAAAAGCACAGCAUCCAAAUAUUGUUACGGUACGUGAAAUUGUAGUAGGAAGUAACAUGGAUAAGAUUUUCAUAGUGAUGGAUUACGUCGAACACGAUUUGAAGUCACUAAUGGAAACCAUGAAGCAGAAAAAGCAAGUCUUCAUUCCAGGAGAGGUCAAGUGUCUAAUGCAACAGUUACUGCGGGCUGUGACACAUCUACACGACAAUUGGAUUCUUCAUCGUGACCUCAAAACAUCAAAUUUACUUUUGAGUCAUCGAGGAAUACUCAAGGUCGGCGAUUUCGGUCUGGCCAGAGAAUAUGGAUCGCCUUUAAGGCAAUAUACACCUGUUGUAGUGACACUUUGGUACCGUGCACCAGAACUUCUGCUUAAUGGAAAUGAGUACAGUACGCCUAUCGACAUUUGGUCAGUUGGUUGCAUCUUUGCUGAGUUACUCCGCAUGGAAGCUUUGUUCCCUGGCAAGUCGGAGAUUGAUCAACUAAAUCGAAUAUUCAAAGAACUUGGAACACCAAGUGAUCGCGUUUGGCCAGGAUAUAGUAAAUUACCAAUGGUUCAGAAAAUACCAUUUGCUCAUUAUCCUGUUAAUAAUCUUCGACAGAGAUUCAGCCUAUCCUUAUCAGAUCUAGGCAUCGAGCUCCUUAAUAAAUUCUUGACAUAUGAUCCACAACAGAGAAUCGCAGCUGAGGAUGCUUUAAAACAUGGUUACUUCACUGAAGCUCCUUUACCCAUAGAUCCUGAAAUGUUCCCAACCUGGCCAGCAAAGUCUGAAUUGGGUGUACGCACAGCAAAUGCCUCUCCAAAACCACCAAGUGGUGGACGAGAAUAUAAACAACUUGGCGAUGGAGAUGAUGGCGAUCAACUCGGAUCUUCCUCUGGAUUUCAUAUGGGACUAUUGGAAAGAGGUAGACCUCCUCCUAUGGGUGGUGGGUUCCAUUUGAAAUUUUAAUAUAUCAUUAGCACCAAUUACUUGUAAUAUUUAUUCUGUAGUCAAUGAAAUAAUUCCAAUAUAAAUAUUUAAAUAAAUUUAUUUUUAUAUGUUUUAUUUCAUGAGUGAAUUGUAUUGGAUUAUUCGCAAGAUUAAGCUUAGAUUUAAAAUUGCGAUGUGUACAUUCAAUGUAAUAUAAGAACAAACAUGUAAUUUCUUCUACGACAUUCAAAUAUAGAUAAUGCAAAUAAA
This is a messenger RNA of Cephus cinctus (wheat stem sawfly), 3886 nucleotides long. It is a transcript of the gene Pitslre, whose product is annotated as cyclin-dependent kinase 11A. The record is from RefSeq and is a predicted model, not a curated record. Gene Ontology annotation, molecular function: ATP binding; cyclin-dependent protein serine/threonine kinase activity. NCBI's taxonomy places the organism in Eukaryota, Metazoa, Arthropoda, Insecta, Hymenoptera, Cephidae. Gene Ontology annotation, cellular component: nucleus. The transcript has 10 exons. Bases 1073 to 3655 code for a protein of 860 amino acids. Gene Ontology annotation, biological process: protein phosphorylation; regulation of mitotic cell cycle.